AUGUCGGACGAGGAGGACAGCGAGCCCUGCUUUCUGGAGGACGUCCGGGUGAAGUUUGUGGAGGAGAAAGUUUGUGAGCUGCUGAGACUGCAGCGUCCGACAUGGGAGAAGAGUGCCGUCAGCGAGGAGUUUCAGACACCCCUGAGAGACUUCUUGGAAAAAGAAGCAGUGAUAUUUUUCUCCUCAUCCAAAAAAGAGUCUCUGCUUGCUUCUGUUGAGGUGCCAUCUGUUGCUUCACAGAGGCAACUGUAUAUCCUGAAGAAGAGAGUUGUUCCCAUCAACCAUGAAAACUACAGAGAGCUUCUACUUUUUGGCCUGGUGUCUGCACCCCCUCUGCAGCAGCUGUCAUGCACAGUGGAACAGGUAUGGGUUCCUCUGUUAUCGAACUAUAACAACCAGCAGAUGUGGCCAAAUCUGCUGUCUGCAGACAUCAUCCGUCAUGUCGAGAGCAUAUGCAGCAAGACGUCAGUCGUACGAGGACAGGUUUUCGGGGAAACCAUCCUCCCUCUCCCAGCUGCAUCAGAUUGGAUGGAAAAAUCACAUCAUGCAUUAGAAACGUGUGAACACUAUGAUCGGACGUUGGCCCAUACCAUAGAAACCCAAGUCAUCAACUGGACAAAUCUCAUCCAGAAGAUCCUAAAGGAGGAUCCAUCAGACCUCCUGCUGACAGGCUGUAAUCCGGGGCCCAGUGCAGAGCUGAAAUUUUGGGCUUCCAGAAAGACCAACAUAGGAAGCAUUUACUGCCAGCUUCAGAGUCCUGCUGUUCAAAUGAUGGCGAAGAUGUUAGAGGUCAUGAAUAGCAGCUACAGUCCAACAAUUGGGACCCUCAAUGAAAAUGUGUUUAAUGCACUUGAGGAGGCCCGGGAUAUUGACAUCCACCUGCAGCCGCUACAAGCACAGCUUUCUCAGCUGGAGAGGGAAGGAUUUCCCUCAAUGGAAACCAACACACCUGCUCUUUUCCACUUGCUGUUCCUCCUCUGGACCAACUGCCAGGCUUAUCAAAGGCCGGCUCGCAUUGUGGUGCUUCUGCAGGAGCUUUGCAACAUGUUUAUUGAACAGGCUUCUGCGUAUCUGUCUGAUGACCUGCUGCUCAGAGACGAUUCAAAGGAAAGUCUACAAAUGGUGGAGCGAGUGAUAAAAGUCUUCAGAUGUUUUCAAGACAGCUACCAGACCCAGAGGGAGAAGCUGGCAAACCAAGUGAAGCAUGCACCCUGGGAUUUUCCUUCUGCCAUGAUCUUUUCACGUUUCAACCAGUUCUUGAAACGUUUGCUGCAGCUGGAGGACUUGUUUAAAACCGUACUGUACUUUGAGCGCCUGGAGAAGCUUGAAUUUGGUGGAAUCAAAGGGAAACUCCACAGUGAGCAAGCUGCUAAGAUGAACAAGGAGUUCAGUGACCACUGCCACGCACUGAAGCAAAGUAAAAAUAAUGCACUCGACCUUAACUCUCAGGAUUUUGAAAAUGAGUUUCUGGAUUUCAAGAGAAGGGUUGUGGACCUUGAUUUCCGCCUCGCCAACCUUCUGUGCUUGGUUUUUAAUGAUUGCUCAGGACUGGAAUCAGCUUUGAAAACGCUAAUUAUUUUUGGACCAUUUCUGGAGAAGAGAGAAAUCCAACAGAUAUUCAGCCCCAACUUCAUUCUGCUUCAGCAUCAUUUCCAAGAGGAGUUGGACCAGUGCAAACAUCUGUUCAAAUCCCAGCUUGAGCAGAAGGAAAGUGGUGUGAUGAAGAAUAUGACUCACACCUCUGGAGCUUUGAAAUGGGCAAAAAUGCUGAGAGAUCGCCUGCAGUCAUCAUGGGAAAAGCUGAGAUUGCUGCUUGACAUGCCUGCAGAAGGUGUGGAGAUGGUGAAUGUGAACCACACCCACACAGAGAUGUUGAAUCUCCUGGACCAGUAUGAGGAGGACGUCUAUGCUGAUUGGUGUAAAGGUUUGGACCAAGCCUGUCUGAUCAACCUUAAUCAACCCCUGAUCUGCAGAACAUCCCCAUCUGGAUUGAUCUCAGUCAACUUCAACCCGAAGCUCACUGAGGUCUUGAAAGACAUCAAGUAUAUUCAGAUGUUCAGGCAGAUUAACAUCCCUGCAGCUGCUCUGACUGUUUUUGACAAGCGUGACAUGCUCACGAAGUAUGUGAGCAAUCUGCAGCUGGUGGUAGAAUGGUACAACAGGCUAAAACAGAGAGUGUUAGAGGUCGAGCUUCCCCUCAUCAGAGCUGAGCUGCAGUCCGUCGACGUGCAGCUCGCCAGAGCAGAGACCGAGCUCACGUGGCAGCACCGGGACUGCUGGAGCUUCAUCAGCACCGUCAAACUGCUUGUCCAGGACCUCGCGUGCCGUGUUGGCAACGCCAAGGAAAACUGUGAGGCCAUCCAGUCCGUGAUAAAGCAGUGGAGCAAACAGGUCUUGUUCUCCAGAAAGGAAAACAAGAAAGGCUCGCUCAUACAGCUGGAAGAGAAGGACGACUCUGUAAACAGGAAGUACAGCUCCAUGCAGAAAGAUGGAGGCUUGAUACACCAACUGGUUCAGGAUAAUCUGGCUUUUUUCCGUGCCGAUCCCGAUUCAGAGGAAUGGCUGUCUUAUCUAGAAUAUGUGGAUGAGAUGGUGGUGGACGGGCUCUUCAGCUUCAUCAGCCACUCGCUUCACUUCUUCGUCGACAACAUGGAGCCGCGGCCAAACCAGGCUCCUCUGUUUGAGGCUCGGCUGAUGCUGAAUGGCUCAGAGCUAACCUUCUAUCCUUCGAUGGAGCGAGAUGCAGGCGACGGCCUCUACGAACUGGUGGAGGGACUGGUUGGAGAUAUAUUCAAGAUCUCAGUGAACGUCAGGAGAGUGGCUGCUCAUCUUGGCUUGGAGAACUAUCAGGAUGUGAUGGAUGACAUGGUGGAUUUGUUGGACCUCAGACAAGAGAUAAUGGACCGAGUGGAGAAUGUUCUGAUGAAAGCAAUAAAUUACCAGAGGAAGUUUGACUGCUACACCCAUCUUUGGCAAGAUGACAGGGCUGAGUUUCUCAGCCAGUUUCUCCUGUUCGGACGCAAACUCACAGGAGAGGAGGUGGAGGCUUAUACAGCAAAUAAACUCCCUGAGAGCCCGCCAACAACCAAUAACUUCAGAGAAAAGAUUGAUUGUUAUGAAGAUCUGUAUGCUGAAAUUUGUCAGCUUGAAGACUACAGAGUGUUUGAUGGCUGGUUUCGGGUUGACAUCAAGUUAUACAAAGUGGGCCUUCUUAACACGAUAAAAAAGUGGAGCUGGCUUUUCAAAGAGCACCUCUUGACUUAUGUUACCAACAGCCUCGACGAGCUUCAGAAGUUUAUCCGAGCCACUGUUGAAGGGCUGAGCCGCCCCGUGACGAAGUUGGACCACCAACACUUUUUGGAAGUUAUGAGCCAUCUGCUGGCUGUUAAAGACAGACAGAAAGCCACCGACAAGAUGUUCGAACCUCUUCGAGAAAUAACAACUCUCCUGGAGCGAUACGACGUGAACAUACCAGAUCAGUUCUACACUCAAAUGGAGGAGCUCCCUGAGAAAUGGAAUGAGGCUAAAAAGUUGGCCUUGGAAGUAAGGCACGCAGUGGCGCCGAUGCAGAGUGCAGAAGUCCUGGUUCUGCGCAGGCGAUGUCUGGAUUUUGAGGUGAAACAAGCUGAAUUCAGGGAGAUGUUCAGAUCAACAGCACCCUUCAGUUACAAGACAGAGUCCCCCUAUGCUAGUUUGGAGAAAUCUGAAAAGGCAAUCCAGGACAUGGAGAAGGAAGUAGCUGAACUACAAGAAUCCACAAAUCUGUUCGACGUUAUUAUUCCUGAGUACAAAGACAUCAAGCUAUGCAGGCGGGAAAUCACAAUCCUCAAAGAAUUAUGGGACAUCGUGGUUUAUGUGAAGAGCAGUGUGGAAAACUGGACAAUGACCAAAUGGAGGCAGAUAAACGUCGACCAGAUGGAUGCAGAAUUGAGGGGGUUUGCCAAGGACAUACAGAGGCUUGACAAAGAGGCUCGCGUGUGGGAUGUGUAUUCCGGAUUAGACCUCUAUGUAAAGAACUUGUUGACGUCACUGCGGGCCGUGAGUCAACUGCAGAACCUGGCAAUAAGAGAGCGCCACUGGGUGCAGUUAAUUAGGACAACGCAGAUGAAAUUCACUGUGACAGACGACACCACCAUGGAAGACCUCUUGGCUUUGCAGCUCCACUUGUUUGAAGAUGAAGUCUGCAACGUAGUGGAUAAGGCAGUCAAAGAAAUGGCCAUUGAAAAGGUUGUGACAGAAAUAAGUAAAACAUGGGCAUCAAUGGAGCUUUCAUAUGAAGAACAUUACCAAACCUCGGUGCCCCUGCUUAGAUGUGACGAAGAACUUAUUGAAACUCUCGAGGAUCAUCAGGUUCAGCUCCAGAGCGUCUUUCAGAGCAAGCAUGUGGAUCACUUCCUGUCCCAGGUAGUGGAGCUGCAAAAGCAGCUGACAGUAGCCGACUCUGUGCUCAUCGUCUGGAUCGAGGUCCAGAGGACGUGGGCCUACCUCGAAAGCAUCUUCAAAGGCUGUGACGACAUUCGGCAACAGCUGCCUGCCGACUCUCUCAGGUUCCAGGCUAUAGAUGCAGAUUUUCAGGAGCUGAUGUUGGAAAGCGCCAAAACUAAAAAUGUGAUUGAGGUCACCAACAAGUCAAAUCUUUUUGAGACAUUAGAGGAUUUGCAAAAAAGGUUGGCCUUAUGUGAGAAAGCCCUUGCUGAGUAUUUGGAGACGAAGAGACUUGCCUUUCCACGAUUCUACUUCAUUUCAUCAGCAGACCUGUUGGACAUCCUCUCAAAGGGGAAUCGUCCCCGAGAGGUGACUGUCCAUCUGUCCAAACUCUUUGACAACAUGUCAGAUCUGGAGUUUGCCCAGAAUGAUCAGUUGGACAACCCUAAACGCGCGGUGGGCAUUUACAGCAAAGAGAGGGAGUACGUUCCAUUCCAAACGGAGUGUUGCUGCUCAGGGCCGGUGGAGACAUGGCUGUCUUGUCUGGAGGAAUCCAUGAAAGAGUGUAUCAGGGGUCACCUGUUUGAAGCUGUGACUGUGUACGAGGACAGACCCAGAGAGCAGUGGAUUCUUGAAUUCCCUGCCCAGGUUGCGCUCACAGGAUCGCAGAUCUGGUGGGGAAAUGAUAUGGAGCUCGUCUUUAAAAGACUGGAAGAAGGAUUUGAGUCUGCACUGAAAGACUACAACAAGAAACAGAUUUUUCAGCUGAACUUGUUGAUUGGAAUGCUGCUGGGUGAACUUAACCCAGGCGACAGACAGAAGAUCAUGACUAUAUGUACUAUUGACGUCCAUGCCAGAGAUGUUGUUGCCAGCCUGAUUGCUCAAAAGGUUGCAAACUCACAGGCCUUUCAGUGGCUCUCUCAGCUUCGACAUUCUUGGGAUGAGCAGCGCCACCACUGCACGGUCCAGAUCUGUGAUGCUCAUUUCCGUUACUCUUACGAGUAUCUUGGAAACACUCCACGUCUGGUCAUCACCCCACUGACCGACCGGUGCUACAUCACCUUAACUCAGUCGCUCCACCUGAUCAUGGGUGGAGCCCCGGCAGGACCCGCAGGGACAGGGAAGACGGAGACCACUAAGGACUUGGGCAAGGCCAUGGGUGUCAUGGUUUACAUCUUCAACUGUUCUGAACAGAUGGACUACAAGUCUAUCGGAAACAUCUAUAAGGGCCUGGCUCAGACUGGAGCGUGGGGUUGCUUUGAUGAAUUCAAUCGUAUCCCUGUGGAUGUUUUGUCCGUUGUGGCAGUGCAGGUCAAAACCAUUCAGGACGCCAUUCGCUCUAAAAAGAACAGGUUCUUUUUCCUCGAUAAGGACAUUGUCUUGAAACACUCGAUGGGGAUUUUCAUCACCAUGAACCCCGGCUACGCCGGAAGAACGGAGCUGCCGGAGAACCUCAAAGCUCUUUUCAGACCCUGUGCGAUGGUGGUGCCUGACACUGAGCUCAUCUGUGAGAUAAUGUUGGUGGCGGAGGGCUUCAGGAGUGCCAAGCUUUUAGCCAGGAAGUUUAUCACUCUGUACACUCUCUGUAAAAAACUACUCUCCAAGCAGGACCACUACGACUGGGGUUUGCGUGCUGUCAAAUCCGUCCUGGUUCUGGCAGGAUCCCUGAGAAGAAGAGACAAGACAAGGCCAGAGGAGCAGGUGCUAAUGCGUGCCCUCCGAGACUUCAACUUGCCCAAGAUUGUGACCGAGGACGUGGCAGUCUUCCUGGGUCUGCUGGGAGACCUGCUACCUGGCCUUGAGGUGGACAGAGAGAGAGACUGUGAAUUUGAAAAGGCCGCCCGGAAGACAACGGUGGAGCUCCAGCUGCAGCCUGAGGAGGCCUUUAUCCUCAAGGUGGUUCAGCUGCAGGAGCUCAUGGCAGUGCGUCACUCGGUCUUUGUUGUUGGAAAUGCAGGAACUGGGAAAAGUCAGAUAUUGAGAGUCCUUCAUAAAACCUAUGUGAACCUGAAGAUGAAGCCUGUCUGGAAUGACCUCAAUCCAAAGGCCAUAGACAGAGACGAGCUCUUUGGCUUCGUUCAUCCUGCAACUCGAGAGUGGAAAGAUGGUUUACUUUCAUCACUGAUGCGAGAGCAGGCAAACAUCUCCCACCUUGGGCCUAAGUGGAUUGUGUUGGAUGGAGACAUUGAUCCGAUGUGGAUUGAAUCACUCAACACAGUGAUGGAUGAUAACAAGGUUCUGACUCUUGCCAGUAAUGAACGUGUGUCUCUUACCCCGUCCAUGAGGCUGGUGUUUGAAAUCAGCCAUCUGAGGAUGGCGACUCCUGCCACUGUGUCCAGAGCAGGCAUCCUUUAUGUGAACCAGCAGGACCUGGGCUGGAACCCUUUUGUGGCCAGCUGGAUCGACCAGCGCCGGUGCCAGACAGAACGGGCCCACCUCACCAUUCUGUUUGAGAAAUACGUUCCGCGCUGUCUGGAACGGAUGAAACACAACUUCAAGACCGUCACACCCAUCACAGAAAACUGCAUGGUGCAGACACUCUGCACAUUCCUUGACUGCCUUCUGACACCAGAACAUAUUUCCUCUGAUUCCCCUCGUGAGAUCUACGAGACAUAUUUUGUCUUUGCCUGCAUUUGGGCUUUCGGUGGGGCCCUGUCUCAAGAUCAGCUCUAUGAUUACCGGGUGGAGUUCAGCCAGUGGUGGUCCAAGGAAAUGAAGACGGUGAAGCUUCCAGCACAGGGCACGGUGUUCGACUACUACCUCGACCAUCAAACACGACGAUUCCUACCCUGGAGUGAAACUGUGCCUCCGUUCGAAAUGGAGACUUCUACGCCACUACAGGCUGUUCUGGUGCACACAGCAGAGACCGUGCGUCUUCGCUACUUCAUGGACUUGUUGCUCAAGAGGAGGCAGCCCGUGAUGCUUGUGGGGAAUGCAGGAGUGGGAAAGACUGCACUCGUCAGGGAGAAGUUAGACUGCUUGCCAGAGGGCUUUACGACCGCUAAAGUACCCUUCAACUAUUACACCACCUCUCUGAUGCUGCAGGUGAACCUCGAGCAGCCGUUAGAGAAGCGAGCAGGCAGAAGCUACGCCCCCGCCGGCAACAGACGGCUGGUCUACUUCAUCGACGACAUGAACAUGCCAGCUGUCGACUGUUACGGAACGUCGCAGCCUCACACGCUCAUACGGCAACACCUGGAUUAUGGGCACUGGUAUGACAGGCAGAAACUGACGCUAAAGGAAAUACACAAUACACAGUAUGUUGCCUGUAUGAAUCCAACUGCUGGAAGCUUCAUUAUCAACCCUCGGUUACAGCGACAUUUCUCCGUGUUGGCGGUGAAUUUCCCUUCAUUCGAGGCUCAGACGUUCAUCUUCGGCCAGAUCUUGUGCGGCCAUUUCAGAGAGCAGCGCUUCAGCGCGGCGGUUCAGAGGAGCGCCGCGUCUGUGGUCCAAGCCGCCGUGACUCUUCAUCACAAGAUCCUUCACAACUUCCUCCCCACGGCCAUCAAGUUUCACUAUACAUUUAAUCUUCGAGACAUAUCGAGUGUCUUUCAGGGGAUUCUCCUGUGUGGGCCUGAGAAUGUGACGAACGGCACUGAACUGGCUCUGCUUUGGGCGCAUGAAUCCUGCAGAGUGUACUCAGACAGACUGGCAGAUGUCAGUGACUUGAAGCUCUUCCAGAAGCUACAGAUGGAAACUGCGCAUGAAUGUUUUGAGGGAAUCGAGAGAAACCAGAUGCAAACACAGCCUCUCCUCUACAGUCACUUUUCCUCUGUGAGUGAGGAAUCUUCAUACGCGCCCGUCAGAGACUGGUCUGCACUCAGGAACAUCCUCACAGACGCUCUGGAAAGCUACAACGAGCUCCAUCCCGCCAUGAAUCUGGUGCUGUUCGAAGACGCCAUUCAACAUGUCUGUCGUAUCAGUCGUAUCCUGGAAGCUCCGAGGAGCCAUGCUUUACUGGUCGGGGUCGGCGGUAGUGGGAAGCAGAGUCUGACUCGCCUGGCUGCCUACAUGUCCUCUGUGGAAGUCUUCCAGAUCACGCUGAAAAAAGGUUACAGUGUCCAAGACCUCAAGAUGGAUCUGGCAAGUUUGUUCAUAAAGACCGGAGUGAAGAACCAGCGCGUGGCUUUGCUGCUGACCGAUGCUCAGAUACCCGAUGAGCGGUUCCUCGUCAUUAUCAAUGACUUACUGGCUUCAGGAGAAAUUCCUGAGCUUUUCAGUGAAGAGGAGAUUGAAGGCAUCGUGUCUGGAGUGAGAGCUGAAGUGCGAGGCCUCGGACUGCUGGACAACAGAGAGAACUGCUGGAGAUUCUUUAUAGACCGAGUUCGACUUCAGCUCACGGUGGUGCUGUGUUUUUCGCCCGUGGGCAGCACCCUGCGUGUUCGAGCCCGGCAGUUUCCCGCCCUGGUCAACUGCACCACCAUUGACUGGUUUCAUCCGUGGACAUUUGAAGCUCUGCAGUCGGUCAGCUACCGGUUCAUCCAGGACAUCGAAGGCCUUCAGCCUGCCGUCCAGGAAUCCAUCAGUCUUUUCAUGGCCUACGUUCACACCAGUGUCAACCAGGCAAGUGAAAAAUACCAGCGCAAUGAGAAGCGGUACAAUUACACCACCCCCAAGAGCUUUCUCCAGCAAAUCACGCUGUACAGGAACCUGCUGGAGAGGAGCCGCUCUCAGCUCCGGCAGAAAAUGAACCGGCUUGACAGCGGCCUUCAGAAACUCCAAACCACUGCUGCUCAGGUUGAAGAUCUUCAAGCUAAACUUGCAUCUCAAGAAGCGGAGCUGACCUUUAAAAACCAGAACAUUGAAGCUAUCAUUACCAAGAUUGGACUGCAGACUGAGAAGGUUAGCAACAAGAAGGAGGCGGCGGAUAUCGAGGCGCAAAAGGUUGCUGUCAUCCAGGCAGAAGUUGCCGUCAAACAGAAGGACUGUGAGAACGAUCUCGCCAAGGCAGAGCCGUCACUGACGGCCGCCACAGCAGCUCUGGACACCCUCAACAAAGUGAAUCUGACGGAGCUGAAGGCCUUUCCCAACCCGCCGGCAGCGGUAAUAAAUGUAGCAGCAGCUGUGAUGGUGCUCCUCGCACCCCGGGGUCGAGUGCCUAAGGAUCGGAGCUGGAAGGCGGCGCGGGCCUUCAUGGGCAAGGUGGAUGAUUUCCUGCAGACCCUGGUGUCUUAUGACAAGGAGCACAUCCCCGACUCCUGUCUGACCGUGGUCAAACAACAGUAUCUGAGAAACCCGGAUUUCCGCCCGGAUCUAGUUUGGACCAAGUCUACAGCUGCAGCUGGUCUCUGUGCCUGGAUCAUUAAUAUUGUCAGAUACUAUGAGAUUUAUUGUGAGAUCAUUCCAAAACGGCAUGCCUUAUCACAAGCUAAUGCUGAACUGGAAACGGCAACAGCCAAACUCCAUGCAGUUCAGAAGAAACUGCUGGACCUGGAUGCCAGUCUGCAGAGUCUAACAGCUCAGUUUGAGAAGGCGACAGCCGAGAAAAUCAGCUGUCAAGAGGAGGUGGCACGUACCACCCAGACGAUAGAGCUGGCCAACCGACUAGUCAAGGGCUUGAUGUCAGAGAAGGAUCGCUGGUCCCAGGCGCUGGUUCAGUAUGAGAAGCAGCAGAACACGCUUUGUGGCGACGUCCUCCUCACGUCUGCGUUCGUCUCUUAUAUGGGUUACUUCACCGGCCAGUAUCGCGUCGAGCUUUAUUACAAUACGUGGAUACCCUUCCUACAGUCCCAGAAGUUCUCCGUACCCCUGACAGACGGCCUGGACCCGAUGCUCAUGCUUACAGAUGAUGCCACCGUGGCUGCCUGGCAUAACCAGGGCCUGCCAAAUGAUAGGAUGUCUACUGAGAACGCCGCCAUCCUGACCACCAGUGAGCGUUGGCCUCUCAUCAUCGACCCUCAGCAGCAGGGCGUCAAGUGGAUGAGAAACCGACUGGGGUCACAACUGAGGACGGUCCGGCUAGAACAGAAAGGGUAUCUGGAAGUGAUUGAACAAGCUCUGCUAUUGGGUGAAACACUAUUGAUAGAGAAUCUACCAGAAAGGAUAGAUCCAGUCCUGGAGCCACUUCUAGCAAAAAAAACCAUUAAGAGAGGAAGGUACAUUCUGAUUGGGGGAAAGGAGUGUGAAUACAACAGUAACUUUCAGCUCAUUCUCCACACCAAGCUGGCCAACCCACAUUUCCCCCCUGAGCUGCAGGCGCAGGCCACUCUCAUCAACUUCACGGUGACCCCUGUGGGCCUGGAGGAGCAGCUGCUGGGACAGGUCGUGACCCGGGAGAGGCCCGACCUGGAGGCUCUGAAGAUGCAACUAACCACACAACAGAACCACUUCAGGAUUGAGCUCAAGCGGUUUGAAGACGACCUGCUGAGUCGGCUCUCUGCAGCUCAGGGUAAUUUUCUGGGUGACAUUUCUCUGGUGGAGCAGCUCGAGAACACCAAAACUACAGCUGCUCACAUUCAGCUCAAGGUGGCGGAGGCCAGAGAGAACGAGACAAAGAUCAACGAGGCUCGGGAACUAUACCGCCCAGCAGCUGAGAGAGCGUCACUCCUCUUCUUCAUCAUCAGUGACCUCAGCAAGAUUAAUCCCAUGUACCAGUUUUCUCUCAAGACCUUCAGCUCGGUGUUCAGCAAAGCGAUGGAGCAUGCAGAAUGGGACGAGGACGUGAAAACCCGAGUGCACACCCUCGCCGAGGCCAUCACCUAUUCUGUAUUCCUCCACGUGAGCCAGGGCUUGUUUGAGAGAGACAAGUUAACCUUCUUGUCACACACUGCCUUCCAGAUUCUGCUCAAACAAGGCUUGAUUGAUGUCCAGGAAUUUGGCUUCUUUCUGCACUUCCCCGUGGAAGCCAGCAAAGUUAGUCCAGUGUCCUUCCUCUCUGCACAUGCCUGGGCAGUCAUUAAGGCGAUUUCGUCAUAUGAUGGCUUCGGUGGACUGGACAGAGAAAUCGAGAGCUCUCCGAAGCGCUGGAGGAAGAUCGUCGAGUCCAGUUGUCCUGAAAACGAAAGGCUCCCCCAGGACUGGAAAAACAAGAGUUCCCUACAGAAGCUCAUCAUCCUGAGAGCCCUGCGUCCCGACCGGAUGACCUACGCCCUCAGGAAAUUUGUGGAGGAACACAUGGGAACCAAAUAUGUGGAAGCGGCACGACUAGAGUUUGAAAAGUUGUACGAGCACAGCGGCGCUUCAACUCCUGUGUUCUUCAUCCUCUCUCCUGGAGUGGAUCCGCUCAGAGAUGUAGAGAAAAUUGGCCUCAAGCUGGGAUUCUCUAUCGAGCAGGGAACUUUACACAACGUGUCUCUGGGACAAGGACAGGAGGAGGUUGCUCAACGGGUCCUCGGCACUGCGUCCAAACAGGGACACUGGGUCAUUUUACAGAACGUGCACCUGAUGGCUCGCUGGCUGCCCUCUCUGGACGCUCUGCUGGAGGCGGCGGCCAUAGACAGUCACCCCACCUUCAGGGUUUUUAUGACCGGAGAACCGCCACCAAGCCUGGAGCAGCACGUCAUCCCCCGAGGCAUCCUGGAAAACUCCAUCAAAAUCACCAACGAGCCGCCCACCGGCAUGAAUGCCAGCUUGCACUCGGCUCUCAAUAACUUCAGUCAGGACACUCUGGAUAUGUGCUCCAGAGAGCAAGAGUUCAACUCCAUGUUCUUCUCCCUUUGCUUCUUUCACGCCUGCGUUACGGAGCGGCGCAGAUUUGGUCCCCAAGGCUGGAACCACAGCUAUCCCUUCAGCACCGGAGACCUCACCAUCUCAGUCAAUGUGCUGUACAACUACCUGGAGGCCAACGCUAAAUCCAUGCAGGUGCCUUGGGAGGACUUGUGUUAUCUUUUUGGAGAGAUCAUGUAUGGAGGACACAUCACUGAUACCUGGGAUCGGAAACUCUGUCAAACCUACCUGCAGGAAUUCAUGCAUCCAAAAAUGUUUGAGUCGGAGCUCUUCCUCUGCCCGGGCUUCCUGGCUCCUCCAUUCUUGGACUACGUUGGCUACCACAGUUACAUAGACAAACAUCUCCCCCCCGAGAACCCCACCCUGUAUGGUCUGCAUCCAAACGCCGAGCUGGAGUGCCUCACCGUCACCUCAGACGGCCUCUUGAAGACCCUGCUGGAGCUGCAGCCACAGGACUGGUCCAGAGGAGAGGGGGCCGUGCAGACCACCGAUGAGAAGGUGGCGUCUAUAAUUGAAGACAUCCUCGACAGGCUGCCGGAGGAGUACAACAUGGCAGAGAUGACGACGAAGACGGCGGAGCGAAGCCCCUACACCCUGGUCUGCUUUCAGGAGUGUGAACGCAUGAAUCUCCUGCUGGCGGAGAUCAGGAGGUCGCUGAGCGAGCUGGAUCUGGGCCUGAAGGGUGAACUAACCAUCUCCUCCAGCAUGGAGGCUCUUCAGGCGGCACUUUUCACCGACUCGGUCCCAGACUCCUGGGCCAGAUUGGGUUAUCCCUCCACGAAAACACUGGCACAAUGGGUGAAUGAUCUAAUCAGUAGCUGUCAUGAGCUGGACAGCUGGACUCAAGACUUCGUCCUGCCAGCCGUCGUUUGGCUCUCGGGGCUCUUUAAUCCACAGACUUUCCUCACUGCUGUGCUGCAGAGUAUUGCUCGGAGGAACCAGUGGGCCCUGGACAAGAUGACUCUGACUGUGGAUGUGACAAAGAAGAUGAAGGAGGAUUUCGGACACCCCCCGCGGGAGGGGGCCUACAUCCACGGACUCUUUAUGGAAGGAGCGCGCUGGGACACUCAGUCCGGAGUCAUCGCCGAGGCGGUCUUGAGAGAUCUGACCCCCGCCAUGCCGGUGCUGUACGUCCGAGCCGUGCCUGCGGAGGAGCUGGAGCUCAAGAGCACGUUCGAGUGCCCCGUGUAUCGCACCAAGCAGCGCGGGCCGUCGUACGUGUGGAGCCUCCGCCUCCGCACCAAGGAGCCCCCGGCCAGGUGGAUUUUAGCAGGAGUCGCUCUUCUGCUGUCUGCGUAA
Molecule: messenger RNA, 13389 nt
Organism: Salarias fasciatus (jewelled blenny)
Lineage: Eukaryota; Metazoa; Chordata; Actinopteri; Blenniiformes; Blenniidae
Product: dynein heavy chain 11, axonemal
Biological process (GO): microtubule-based movement
Cellular component (GO): dynein complex
Molecular function (GO): minus-end-directed microtubule motor activity; ATP binding; dynein light intermediate chain binding
Source: RefSeq, a predicted model, not a curated record